Molecule: messenger RNA, 4304 nt
Organism: Danio aesculapii
Lineage: Eukaryota; Metazoa; Chordata; Actinopteri; Cypriniformes; Danionidae
Product: solute carrier family 25 member 29
Exons: 4
Coding region: 219-1136 (305 amino acids)
Biological process (GO): mitochondrial L-ornithine transmembrane transport
Cellular component (GO): mitochondrion
Molecular function (GO): high-affinity L-arginine transmembrane transporter activity
Source: RefSeq, a predicted model, not a curated record
CACACACACAUAAGAUACAUACAUACACACCAGCCAGCAGGUGCUAGUCGAGCUACUAGCUGAAAUUUUCCACUGCCGAGUAGUGAGUUUGAGUGAGCGCAGAGUUACCGCAGCACCAACAUUAUACUAACCACCAGCAGCAGCUCACCGGACAGGCCCGAGGAAAUAAACUCAAAUCAAGCAGCUCGACUGAUCCCGAAUCAGUCCUUGACGCGGGGAUGGACUUUCUGGCUGGAUGCAUAGGAGGUGCUGCUGGGGUGCUGGUGGGCCAUCCAUUUGACACUGUUAAGGUCCGUCUUCAGGUUCAGAGUGUGGAUAAACCUCUUUACCGUGGUACUUUUCACUGUUUCCAGUCCAUCAUACGGCAAGAGUCGGUGCUGGGUCUUUAUAAAGGCAUCGGUUCCCCCAUGAUGGGCCUGACGUUCAUCAAUGCCAUCGUGUUCGGCGUGCAGGGAAAUGCCAUGCGCAGACUGGGCGAAGACACUCCGUUAAACCAGUUUCUGGCAGGCGCAGCAGCCGGGUCGAUCCAGUGCGUGAUCUGCUGCCCGAUGGAGCUGGCCAAAACACGCAUGCAGAUGCAAGGCACGGGCGAGAAGAAAUCAUCCUCACGGAAAGUCUACAAGACUUCUCUGGACUGCCUGGCGCGCAUUUAUCAGCGCGAGGGUUUGCGUGGCGUCAACAGAGGCAUGGUGACCACGCUAAUCCGAGAAACGCCAGGAUUUGGGGUUUAUUUUCUGGCAUAUGAUCUGCUGACGCGCUCGCUAGGCUGCGAGCCGGAUGAUCCCUACAUGAUCCCCAAACUGCUGUUUGCUGGCGGUAUGUCAGGAAUCGCGUCCUGGUUAUCCACGUACCCGGUGGACGUGAUAAAAUCACGGCUGCAGGCGGACGGAGUCGGAGGAAAGUACCAGUACAGCAGCAUAAUGGACUGCACACGCAAGAGCAUCCAGCGCGAGGGCUUUCGAGUGUUCACUAGAGGACUCACGUCUACUCUACUGCGUGCGUUCCCGGUUAACGCCGCCACUUUUGCAACCGUCACCUUAUUUUUGUUGUACGUUCGUCCGGAUGAAGGGUCUAAGGAUUGCGAAGCUGCUCAUCACGCAACGCUGCAGCAACAAGCGCAACCGUCUAGUCUGUGAGUAAAUAUAUAGCUGUGUUUCCAUUAUACAUUAUAUCACUAACUAUAUUUAUGUGCAAACUUGGAAUAUCGCAGUCAUUCGCAGUUUAUGGGUCAAAGAGAAUUAAAUCAGAAUAUAAUGGUCAGAGAAAUAGUGGUGAAGGGGAAGCCUCUGUGGGGUUUUUCUCCUCUAAUAAAUGAGUUGCACCUCAGAAGACGAAACGCAAUGAACGCGGUGGCUUUUGGAGGCGUGAGACGGGAGCGCAGACACAUACUCAACACAGUUCUGGAGGGAAUAAUAAUAGAAGAAUCAUAAUACUGAAGCACUGUGAUGACAGACUGAUGGGUUUUACAAUCAGCACAACAACAUUACAGAUCUUUUACAUCAUGUCCUAACUACACGCUACGGCUCAUGAUAAAAGCUUAUUUUCGACGCUUACAAAACAAGAUUUCAUCCUAAACAUCCGGGAAAGCGAUGCAUGAAAUUUCUAAUCUGUUUCUGCACCGUCACACUAGAACAACAGCAUAAACUACUAUAACAAUCAUCACCUCCGCUGCUGAUUAUGUGCUUUAUUCUGUGUUAAAUGCUGCUAAUAUGGGUCCGACUUCAGGGGUGUACUCACGCUAGGCUAUCCAAACUGUGCCCUGACACGUUUGACCCCCAUUUCUCGGUUCCUUUGACAAGUGUGAGUGCUCUGAAUAGAGUUCAGGUGCGGUUUAGUUGGCCGGCCCUGGCCCGGUUGGAAGAGGUGUGCCAGAGCGCAGUUUGGUUGGGCUUUGGUGCGAUACUUGUAGUGUGAGUGCAAAGUGCGCCUGAGCCCAAAACUGAAGACACGAUGUCACUUUUAAGGGGCUGUUUCAUAUGGAUUUAUUAAUCAUUCUUACUGUUCAAUGAACACGAACUGUCAUUGUUUAUUAAAAACAAACCUCUGCACCUUCAGCAAACCUCCUAAUACCUGCAGCACGAGGACUUUAUGAACAUUUAUGAGCGUCAAAAGUGGCUGAUCUGUUCUGCAGAAGAUCUGACUGUCACUGCAUCCCAAACCACUCAAAAUAAACGAUAUAACUAAAGCAAUGUCCACUGUGUGGAGCGAGAGCGCUUCUCUUCUGUUAAACUGAACAGUCGCUUCAUCGAUGAUGUAAGUGUGCUCCGGCUAGGAAGGCAAACAAUGUUAUGUGAGUGCAGGCCGAGGGGAGUCGGGAGACGAUCGCAAGAUAACCAUGCCUUGUGUGAGUACACCCUAUUUUAAGCGUUCUUAGCUACUACGUACAUUUCAAAAUAUUAAUAAAAUGUACUUACUGUGUUGAUAAUGUAUUGCAGAACACUUCUGGUGCUCUCGAGGUGGGAUAUUAGUCAGGUUAGGGACAGGUUUGCUGCUAUGUGUAAGUUUAAGGGUUAAGGAUGAAAGGCAGGGCUAUUCAAUUGGUGGCCUGUGAGGCAAUUUGUUCAGGUCCUCCAAAUAUUGUGACCAAGACAUCAAAAAUAAAUGUAGUCCAGUCAAAAAACGGCUGCUAUAGUUGUGAAGUGACGCGAGUCUGUUUAAUACAGCACAAGCUGCAGUUGAAGGCUGUGCAAAGCGUUAGUCACCUGACAUUGAAUGGUGCGAGCUGUCGAAAAUAUUUGGAUUCUUAAUCUUAAAGGCUACUCAGUGCAGCGCUUCUGUUGCACGGAUUGAAACUGCUGCAACUAAACAAAUAGUAUUAAGUUCCGAGUUUAUACACCAAGGCUAAUACAAACGCACACUGGAUUAACUAUAGCAGCGUGACGUUCACAUAUCGUGUCUUUUCCGCGUGCAAGUUAUUUCCAAUGUAAGAAUAUAUGCCAAUAUGCGGAGUGAUGCGCUCCCGCCUUCCAGACACACCGAGUAGAAAACAUCUCGCACUGUAGCGGUAGAGUUGUGCGUGGCUUUCAGUGCAAUGUAAACAAAAGAUAUGUUUGACGAAUUAUUACAAAUGAUUAUGUAUGUGUGAACGCUGAUGAUAACAACAGUUCAUUUAAAUACUUAGCUAGUAUAAAGCUUAAAUUGACAGUAGAUGUGAUAACCGUUAAACCAUGAUUAUUCUUCAGACUGUGUAAUCGAACAAUCAAAAUCUAUAAUCGUUGCAUCCAUAAUUGUUAUAUAUAUAUGCAAGUCAUAUCUCUGCAUCCCCUCAUUCGGGAUACUUUUCAUGAACUGGCCCCCAAACUAAUUGAAUAGCGCUGGUGUAAGGUAACGAUAAAAAGCUUUUAUAAGAAGGUCAACAGUAAAUACAUGCAUGUCAUUAGUUACAAAAUUGAAUUGAAGAUGUAAUUACAUGCAUGCAUUUAAUCAAUCAUAAGAACAAUGUAAAAACAUGUAUUAGGACAGUAAGUACAGUGUAAGGAAUUAUUCAUUUAAGUACGUAUUAGUUAAGUGCUCUUAAUAUAAAGUGGCACACUAAUAAGUGUUCGAACUGCAUUUUUUGCCCUACUAAAAGUCCAAACGGAUAGUUUGAAGAUAAAAUAGCUAGCCAAAACACCUGAAAAAGGGACAUUAGAACUGUGACAGUGCAAACCAACACAGCAUGUACUCUUGAUAAUGUUAAAGAAGUUUAGUGUGUGUUAAUUAGAUGAGCAUUUGUUUGAGAGUGCAGUGCAUUAUUCUGCACUUCUUAAUGGCUGAUGUUUAAAUAUUGCAGUUUGAUGCAGACAGACAAAUUGCUUGUCGCUGAAACUUGCAGAUCUGCAUGUAGUUAGUAUAAGGUGGUCUAAUGUGCUGGUCUAUUAAUGCGUCCCAUCACACAUUAUUAUCAAGUCAUCUGUUCAAACUAAAUCACAUCUCUUUACUGGCUGAGUUAAUUCUCUAAAUGUGUUUGAUCCUAAUUUAUACACAUUGAUUCUGAUCGGAUAAAAAGCUGAUCCUACUCUGGCCAUGUCUACAUGUGCACGGGUGUUUUUAUAGAUGGAGUCUUCCCCUUUCAGUUCACACACACACACACACACACACACACACACACACACACACACACACACAAAAAACGCAUUGUAACGCAUGUUAAUCGGCAACAAAAACCAAUAAAAACCCUUAUGCGGAGUGUUUUGAUGAGUAAAUUGCAUACAAGUCAAUGCUGUUGUGAGAACAGAGGUGAAUCACCUGUGAAAUGAGAUUCGUUUGCUGCAAAGACUAUUCACGAUUUUAGUUGCAUCCAAAAUAAACGUUUUUUUUUUACA